This is a messenger RNA of Benincasa hispida (wax gourd), 701 nucleotides long. RefSeq names its product heavy metal-associated isoprenylated plant protein 39-like. The record is from RefSeq and is a predicted model, not a curated record. Gene Ontology annotation, molecular function: metal ion binding. Lineage: Eukaryota; Viridiplantae; Streptophyta; Magnoliopsida; Cucurbitales; Cucurbitaceae.
CCUCUCUCCUUAUUUAAAACUUGUCCACCCAUCUUCCAUAUUCCUCCUCCACAAACAAUAUUCUCCUUCUUCUGCAUAAAAUUUCCUCCACCUCUCAACUUCCUUUCACUACCCAACUGAAGCAGCCCAUAUUGAAAUUCUAAUUCCAAACUCAAAAUGAGAAAAGUGGUAUUGAAAUUGGACUUACAUGAUGAUAGAGGAAAGCAAAAGGCUUUGAAAGUAGUAUCUGUUCUUCAAGGAAUUGAAUCAAUCGCCAUGGACAUGAAAGACAAAAAGUUGACGGUGAUUGGGGAUGUAGACCCUGUUGAUGUCAUCACUAAGAUUCGAAAGCAUUGGCCGAACGCCGACGUUGUCAGCAUCGGCCCUGCAAAGGAAGAGAAGAAGGAAGAGCUGAAGAACCAAAAUGAAAAGAUGGAAGAGCUGCUUAAAUUGUAUAAAAACUAUGAUCAUCAUAGUUAUGCUCAUAAUUAUGAUGUGUAUGGUGAAGAGGAGAAUCCAAACUCUUGUGUCAUAAGUUAACAUUUCAAUUAAGUAUAGUUGAACUGGUUACAAUAUUAUAUAUGUCCUUAAUUAAGAGGAUUGAUACUUUAAUCGUCUCAAAUUCUACAUUGUGGUUGGUUGAUUCUAUUAGUUGUAUUAAUAGAAUUUAGACUAUUUUAAACUUGUAUUGAUUGAUUGGAAAUUGUGACUUUGAGAAUCAA